CGGAGCUGAACAUCACGUUUAGAUGAAUUAACAGCGUGCGCGCGCGAGAGCAGGACUGUCACUCGGGCUGCGCAAAAGCGGGAGCUGAUCCUCACAUCUGUACCUGGUGAUGCUGCGUAAAAGUGGAGCUCAGAAACCGCUGCGUGCGCUCUAAAGGAGGAUACCUUUAGUGUUUAAACCAGGAGGCAAGAACUGUUGAUCCGGACAGACCUGCUUCUCAUCCACAUGGAUGCGCAAUGAUGGAUUAACCACUUUUUGACGCAAGUUUUGCGCUGAGAAACUCCUCCUGGGGAUUUUACACCAGCAACCUUUACUUAGCUUACCCGAUUUGAUUCCACUAAAGAUGUCAUCGGAGUAUUUGAUAAGGUCACUGCUUAUGCUCUUUCUAGCGCUCUUCUCCGCCAAUGCGAGCAACUGGCUAUACCUGGCCAAGCUGUCGUCGGUGGGGAGCAUCUCUGAUGAGGAGACGUGUGAGAAGCUGCGAGGACUCAUCCAGAGGCAGGUUCAGAUCUGUAAACGUAAUGUGGAGGUGAUGGAUGCGGUGCGCAGAGGAGCUCAGCUCGCCAUCGACGAGUGCCAGUAUCAGUUCCGCAACCGCCGAUGGAACUGCUCCACGCUGGAGAGCGUUCCUGUGUUUGGGAAAGUGGUCACACAAGGUACGAGGGAAGCUGCAUUUGUAUAUGCCAUAUCCGCAGCUAGCGUAGCAUUUGCAGUGACCAGAGCCUGCAGCAGUGGAGAGCUGGACAAGUGUGGAUGUGACCGUAAUGUUCACGGAGUCAGUCCAGAAGGUUUCCAGUGGUCAGGAUGCUCAGAUAACAUUGCAUAUGGGGUUGCUUUCUCCCAAUCCUUCGUGGACAUCAGGGAACGGAGUAAAGGACAGUCAUCCAACAGAGCCCUAAUGAACCUUCAUAACAAUGAAGCAGGAAGAAAAGCGAUUCUCAACCACAUGAGAGUGGAGUGCAAAUGCCACGGCGUUUCAGGCUCCUGCGAAGUCAAGACCUGCUGGAAAGCGAUGCCGCCUUUCCGCAAAGUGGGCAACGUCAUAAAGGAGAAAUUCGACGGUGCCACAGAAGUGGAGCUGCGCAAAGUGGGCACCACCAAAGUCCUGGUGCCCCGAAACUCACAAUUCAAGCCGCACACAGACGAAGAUCUGGUCUACCUGGACCCGAGUCCAGACUUCUGCGAGCAUGACCCCAGAACGCCCGGUAUAAUGGGCACGGCGGGCCGAUUCUGCAACAAGACCUCCAAGGCCAUCGACGGCUGCGAGCUGAUGUGCUGCGGUCGCGGUUUCCACACGGAGGAGGUGGAGGUGGUGGACCGCUGCAGCUGCAAGUUCCACUGGUGCUGCUACGUCAAAUGCAAACAGUGUCGCAAGAUGGUGGAGAUGCACACGUGUCGGUGAUCCCUGACCACGCCCACCCAUAGGGAACGCAGAGACAUUUCAACGAUAAGAGGAACAUGUCAUACAUGAGACUUUAAAUUAUAGGGGCGAGUGUAUAGCCAAGAGUCCCAACUGAGAGUAUUUUUCUCUCCAUGCAUUCUGUUUCAAUUUGCUCUCUUUAUAUUUUUUUAUAUAUCUAUUUUUUAACUUAUUGCAAUGGAAUUGAGAGUGAAUCUGUUUUUUGUUAAUGUGACGCGCACCAUUGGGAAUCAAGGGCACAUGAACGCGGAGAAAAGUCAACGUUUUCAGUCUUUUCUUCAUUAAUGCUGCUUGAUAGACGUUGAACUGAAAAUAUAUCGAACUCGUGGCUGUUCCUGUGAUGCUGCUUGAAUUCGAGAAUUGACGUACGAACGAGUAUUAAACUGAGCCCUGCUUUCGGUAGGGAUGCGAAGCAACUCCGAAUGGGACGGAGUGGAGAUAUUGUUCAAAAGGGAGCUUUUUUCGGAAAUAAGAACUAGCUAUCGAUGCAUCUGGCUGCAAAACUGACAUAGCGUAAAUUGUUUACCCGCUCGGGGGUGCUUGGACCGUGGAUUCUGUGCACGAUGACUCUAGCACUUUUCCUCUCCAGACGCACAUACCACAAAUAAACAAAUCCCCCAGCAUUCCCUGCUCCAUUAGUCAGACCCAGAGACUGAAUUUAUUUAUGUACGAUACCAUAACUCCACGCUUUUCUAUAGUAAGACUCGCUAUCCAGUAUGCUUUUUAAAAGAAACAUAGGUUUGUAAAGACUUAUACACUGAAGAGGACUAUAUUUCAUAUGAAUGUAUGUUAAGUUGAAAUAUAUGCUGUGUCAAAGACUGA
Molecule: messenger RNA, 2242 nt
Organism: Danio rerio (zebrafish)
Lineage: Eukaryota; Metazoa; Chordata; Actinopteri; Cypriniformes; Danionidae
Gene: wnt4
Product: wingless-type MMTV integration site family, member 4
Biological process (GO): animal organ development; Wnt signaling pathway
Cellular component (GO): extracellular region
Molecular function (GO): signaling receptor binding
Source: RefSeq, marked provisional